Messenger RNA from Trachymyrmex cornetzi, 1405 nucleotides. It is a transcript of the gene MED19, whose product is annotated as mediator complex subunit 19. Gene Ontology annotation, biological process: positive regulation of transcription by RNA polymerase II. Gene Ontology annotation, molecular function: transcription coregulator activity; transcription factor binding. Gene Ontology annotation, cellular component: mediator complex. NCBI's taxonomy places the organism in Eukaryota, Metazoa, Arthropoda, Insecta, Hymenoptera, Formicidae. Bases 542 to 1270 code for a protein of 242 amino acids. The record is from RefSeq and is a predicted model, not a curated record. The transcript is spliced from 4 exons.
UACGCACUACGCGACACUACGCGCGUAACGGCUGGGAAGACUGAAGACGAGUCUGUUGCAUCGAGCGAACUCGAUUACUUAUUCUCCGUAAAAGAACAUUAUCGGCUAGCGAGAGUGACGGAGGGAAGCAUGUUAGCGGUGAAUCGCCAGUGCCCCAGUACCUGGUUGUCAUCUCUUUAACGAGAUGUCAUAGAGACCGGUGUAGGAGUCGUGAAAGGGGAAGUCUGGACUGUUGACGUACCUUUCGAGUCGCAUUGCGAUGCGAGCAAUCCGUUUUCUCACGAGUGAACCUGGUCGUCGUCUGAUACGUUCGCGUCGCGAUGCAGAAACUGCAGAUGAAGUAGCACGGUUUGCUUAAUUUCUAAUCGAGUCAGGUGUUGAGCCUGGUGGUUCAGUUCGACGAACAUCCAAGAUUUGCCGGUUAUAAAUUGUCAAAUUAUAAAUUAUCUCACUGUUCCUUUGUCUCUUGGUGCUCUUUGUAUCUGGAGAAAGUGGUCCUUUAUUAUUUUUGGUAAAGGUGCGAUAAACUAAAGCAGCAAGGAUGAUGAUGGGCGAUCAGUUUCGAAGUAAAGUAGAACAAUAUUCACCGAAGUCCUCGCCAAGAGGAGCACGGUCUCCAGUAGUAUCUCGUCAAGAUUCUACAGGAACACUAAAGACAACUAUCUCCCUUGGAAAAAACCCUUCUAUAGUCCAUAGUGGACCAUUUUAUCUGAUGAAAGAACCUCCAGGGGAAAGCGAACUGACUGGAGCAACAAAUUUGAUGGCCUAUUAUGGUCUGGAACACUCAUAUAGCAAGUUUAGUGGUAAAAAGCUUAAGGAACAGCUAUCAUCUUUUUUGCCAAAUUUGCCUGGUAUUAUAGAUAGACCUGGGCAUCAAGAUAAUAGCUCCUUAAGAUCGGUAAUUGAGAAACCUCCCAUAGGUGGUAAAGAACUACUGCCUUUAACGAGUGUACAGCUUGCCGGUUUUCGAUUGCAUCCUGGUCCACUGCCGGAACAAUAUAGAUACAUAAAUCAAGCUCCUCAGAGAAAACACAAAAAUAAGCAUAAGAAACACAAGCACAAGCCUGGAGAAGUGCUCAGUGGACAGGAGACAGCCACGACGGACGUAGGUGGUUCCGAUACGCACGAAAAGAAACAUAAGAAACAGAAACGACACGACGAGGAAAAGGAAGCUAGGAAGAAGCGAAAGAAGGAGAAAAAGAGGAAAAAGCAGAAACACAGUCCCGAGCACACCGGCAGCCUCACACCGUCUCAGCAUUCCAAUUCGUGAUCUCUAAUCUGUCCUUUUCAAUUCAUGCCAAACUUUUGAUCGAAAUCUAAAAAAAACAUACGAUAUGUCAAUACGAUUAAAAUAUACACAAAAUAUAUAUAUUUAUUUGUGCUAGGACUGUAAAUAUAUUAUGAU